Molecule: messenger RNA, 900 nt
Organism: Protopolystoma xenopodis
Lineage: Eukaryota; Metazoa; Platyhelminthes; Monogenea; Polystomatidea; Polystomatidae
Source: the annotation of a GenBank genome assembly
AUGGUGCCCACACCCAUCCGAGCCUGUACCAUGCCGGUGGGUGCGUACAUGACCAUGUGCAAAAGCUGCACUUCUUGCAACCUUAGCACCAGGGGUCCCCUCGGUGAUUCCACUUAUGCUUCACCAACUUAUUCUUGGCUCGCUUACGCUUCUCUGGUCAGAUUGGAAGCCUCUGAGGCUAAAGAUAGCUUUGAAUCUGCCCUAUCUUUCACUGACGUGGUGUUCAAUUCGUGUCUCAGCUCUAGUUUCACCCUAUCUUCUGUCACAUCAAGCCACAGCUCAUUUGAAAUGGCCACCUCGAACCAAAUGACGUCGAAUGGAGAGAUGCAUGCUUUUGCAAAAAUCACAAAAAGUUAUCCUCCAUUAAUGUGGCGCAAUCAUACACCUCCAGAGAUGGUUGUGUACUUCUCUGCCCCAGAUGCAUCUUCAUAUGAUUCCGAACCAAACACCUCUUGCCUCAACAGCCCCGAAUGCCUGGCUACCACGCCGUUGCCGUUCGAUACGAAUUAUGUCAAUUGUCAGUGCCAUCACCCGAUUGGCGAAUUCAUCCAUGCAUCGACUGAGCCCUGUCUUGCUUGUGCGCCAACCGAAUGCAGAUUGUCCUUCUAUUCUACCACCCAAAGUGUCAUAUUCGAUGAAAUUGUCUUCAUGAACUCUAUCCUCGUCUGCCAGAUCACUCUAUCUCAACUCUACUUAGCCCAAGUUGUCGCCGGUUGUUCUUUCGGAGCGACCCAAAAUGUUGCCUUCGUGAUCCGCCCGAGAUCAAAGUGGGCUGGUAUUGGUCUUAUGGAGAAAGGUAGUCUCGAAACUCUGCUGCUAUACGAAAAAAAAGUCACAGAGACGGAAUUGUACCGGAGCCCGGCUGAGACAAGAGCACGGGCAUGUGGUAGAGGAAGAUGA